AUGGCUCGGCCUUUUGAUGCUAGGUGUCGGUCUCCAAUCACAGCAGAGGAAGUGGAAAGUCUGCUAGAUCUGGAACGCUCUCCAGGCGGCUGCGGCUGGGUCACCAUUCGUGAUGCUGAGCAUUUGCAAGUGGAGAUCAGCACAGGCCAUGAUGCCUUGGUACUGCGGAGCUUUUUGGUGUUACCAAGCACUCCACCAGAGACAGCGACCAAGCUGCUUUUCGACCCUGGUCAGAGGCUGCGGUGGGACCAUGCUCUCGAACAGUUUGAAGAGGUAUCGCCUGCAAGUUCCUCAGAGCAGAUUGUGCAUCUGCGAACCUGCCCCAGGUUUGGCAUCAUUCCACCCUGCGAUGUCCUCCACCGACGCCGGAUGCUUCGCCCCUGCGGCGACGCACAUGCUGCGUGGGUCUGCAGAGACGCUGAUGAGCUCCCUCUGUCCCUGGUGAAGGUGUCGCUUGACAUGUGCUUUCGUUUGGAGAGUGCUGUGCUGGGACACGUGGUGCGAUGUGACAAGGAUGGCUGUAGAGUCUUCACAUACGUGCAGAUGGAGGCGACUCCUCUGGUAAGCUUCUUUGGUCAACGUCUGGCUCCUGACAUUAUUGGAGGCCUGUGCAACACGUUUUCCAGCGCAUGCAAGGCGGAACGGUGCUGUGGAGAGCCAUGGACGCCUUGGAGACCGGUGAAAUUCUUGGUAUACAUACUUUUUCUUUAUUCGAUUUUUUUUUCGAAAAAAGUAGCCAGGAGCCAGGGGGUGGGGUAG
Molecule: messenger RNA, 759 nt
Organism: Durusdinium trenchii
Lineage: Eukaryota; Dinophyceae; Suessiales; Symbiodiniaceae
Source: the annotation of a GenBank genome assembly